AUGUCCGCGCCGCCCCGGCGAGAGAGGCGGGACGCAGCUCGCGGCUGCCGCUCAGGUAGCCGUGCGGACGCGGUCGCUGCCGGGCCGCCGCGACGGGCCGCUGCCGCUCGCUGCCGUGCUCCGCGGCCUCCGCACCGCCUCCUCCCGGGCGGCCGCUGUCACCGCCGCCAUCCUCCGGCUCCCCGGCGGCUCGGAGAGUGGGAGGCGCCCGGCCGGAUUGGGGGCCGCCUCCCUGCGCGCCAGCCGCUCGCAACGGGAAAGAGGAACGGGCGGCGCGCGCCCCGGCAACCGUCGCCUCGCGGCCCGCACUGGAGGAGCGCCGGCCGAGGCGAGGCAAAGCGCAGAGAUUGGGUCCCGCUGCUCUGGCUCUGCCCUACAACUAGGCCGGCCCGCCCAGGCCCCGCCCAGCAUGUGGUGAUGGACAGACAGGUGGCUCCGCCCUCCAGGCGAAACUCCCACCACCACCAAUCAGAAGGCAGCCCCUCCUGCCGCACGUGGCCUGUGAGCGCUGGAGAACAGCAAGUGCACCUUUUCAUUGCUCGGGCGUUCGUGGCAGUGCCCCGUGUCCUGGAGCUUUUGGGUGGGUAGAUAAUGACCUUCGUUGGUACUGUAUAUACUGAUUAAGCAAACAAACAAGCAGUCUCUGCAAUGAAGACGAUUUAAAACAAAAAAAAACAGUACAGGAGCGAAGGACAGAACAAAACAAGGGGAAAGAAGGCUGAAGUCAACUUGAUCAGAAUUAUCCUAGGGAAAAAGAAGAGCACAAAAUUGAAAGAACGAAUAAUAAUCCAGCUUGACCUUCAAGGGUAGAGCAAAAACUGAGGUACAGAGACUAUCCUCUCCCUAAGAUCCAGCCUUCGGGCCUAACACCAAGCCAAAUUAUGCAGACUGUAAAUUGUUUUAUCUUUUUGGACUUUAGCUUCCUUGCCCAGAAUGUUUGAGUUAAAUCUCCAGAGCAAUAGCAGCUUUAAAAUCUUGUGGUUUCUCCGAAUGGAACUUAACAGGAUUCUAAACGCCUUCCUGUGUGUGGGGCUUGGUCUCACAGGCUCUGACCCUCCCAUUUGGCGGGUACUGGUUGCAUUGUCUAUGUGCAAGUGUGUUUGUACAAACUGCAGAAAUGCAGUCGCUGUUUUCCCCUUUUGUAUUUGUGGUGAGUCA
This is a messenger RNA of Mus pahari (shrew mouse), 1158 nucleotides long. RefSeq lists its product as uncharacterized. Bases 1 to 588 code for a protein of 195 amino acids. The transcript is spliced from 2 exons. Lineage: Eukaryota; Metazoa; Chordata; Mammalia; Rodentia; Muridae. The record is from RefSeq and is a predicted model, not a curated record.